UGGCGGUAAUGCACCUAAAAGUUGUAUGCCAUCCGCCAUUAAACACCAAGAAGAAGACGAAGAAGAAGAAGAAGACGUCAGCAGCGGAAGAGGACUGAGAGCGGAUGUUUGCGCUGGUCACAUUAAACGCCUAAAACAGAUAAUUUCUAACAGUUUUCAGAUGUCUGAGGACGUCUAUGAGAAGUUCCUGGCUCCAGAAGAGCCGUGUCCGCUGCUGUCUCGGAGAGGGAACCUCAGUGAAGAUGCUACGCUGGACGUCAGUGACUUCGGCUGUCAGCUGUCCUCGUGUCACCGCACAGAUCCGCUCCACCGCUUCCACAGCAGCAGGUGGCACCUGACCUCCUGCGGCACCAGCGUCGCUCCGAACCAGUGUUUCGAAACAAAUGAUUCAGAGAUGUUUGGAAGCUUCACAGAGCAGCACUCGCUGCUGGAUGAGCAGGAGCUGGCCUCCUUUGAGCUGUUCCCCGAGGGCAGCGUGUGCAGCGACGUGUCCUCCUCCAUCAGCACUUACUGGGACUGGUCCGACAGCGAGUUCGAGUGGCAGUUAGCAGGCAGUGAUGUAGCCAGCGGCAGCGAUGUGCUGUCAGACAUCAUUCCCAGCGUGCCCAGCUCACCCUGCCUCCUGUCCAAAAGAAGAAACAAACCGCACCGAAACCUGGACGAGCUGCCCUGGAGCACCAUGACCAACGACGAGCAGGUGGAAUAUAUUGAGUAUUUGAGUCGAAAAGUGAGCACAGAGAUGGGACUUCGAGAGCAGCUGGACAUCAUAAAAAUAAUCGACCCGAGCGCACAGAUUCUGCCGACAGACAGCGAGUUCAUCAUUGAACUAAACUGCCUCACAGAUGAAAAGCUCAAACAGGUGCGGAGCUACAUCCGUGAGCACAGUCGGCGGCAGCAGCGCAGCGUGAAGAGGAGCCUGGCGAGCAGCAGCAGUAACACCAGCAUCACCAGCAGCAGCAUCAGCAGCAGCAGCAGCAGCAGUGCCUCUAGCAUCAGCCGCGCUCACAGCGACAGCAACCUGGCCUCCGCUGCAGAGAGGAUACGAGACUCCAAGAAGCGCUCCAAGCAGAGGAAGCUGCAGCAGAAGGCUUUACGCAAGCGUCAGCUGAAGGAGCAGAGACAGGCUCGUAAGGAGAGACUGAGCGGUCUGUUCCUGAACGAGGAGGUGCUGUCUCUCAGAGUCCCGGAGGAGGAGGACCACUGCGACGACCUGGACGUGCUGAUGUGACCCCAGUGACCCUUCAGUGCUCCUUCUACGCCUCUUCCACAUCAGUAUAAUACUAAUAAAGGCUCUCACAGUAAAACACGUCUCCAGUCACAAAUACAGCAGACACAGUCACCGGUGAUCUCUAUCAUGUUACAAUAAUCCCAAUAAUGAAGUAUUAAAAUACACCUCGUCAGUCUCAGUGCCAGUGACGUUUCACAAUUCUUAGUACAACAGCAAAAAAUCUGUUAUUACACACUCUUUACUAGGAAAAAUAAAUGAUUAAGUACAUAACCCUAAUUGUAUAUGAUGCCAAGUUUAAAAUGUACUUGGUACUAGCCAUACUCUAGAAAGAGACCAGAGCUUGCAUUUGAGUCAUUAUUUCUCAUCUGUAAGAAUUUGUUAAUAGUCUUAUUUUAGUCAAAGGCACUAAAUGAUAGGGAGUAUGAUUUAGACUUGUGAUGAGCGUGAAUCUUUAGAGACUGAUACAUAUGAAGAGCAUCAAAAUAAAUAUAUUAGAUUCACAUAAAAAACGAAAUACGUUCAACUCUUGCCCAGAAAACACCUUUUUAUAACAGUGCAGUUAAAUUUGCAUUGGAUAUAUGCAUUAUACCAUAACAUCUCAAACAAGCUCUGACACGCAUUCUUCAGUAGUGUUUAAAAGCGUUGAAAGGACAAAGAAGAACGUUUAAAAAUGAACUUCAUCAUGUAAUACAUUGACCUCAUCACUGAUUUGUUCAUAAAAUGUACAUGAAUUACAGUGCAGUUAUUGUGUGUAGAAGUACAUGUUGAGCUCAGGCGUAGAGGGAGCACUGACAACUCAAGUCAUCUCUAUUGUGUUUCUACUUUACAUUGAUUUCAGAUCACAGAAAAAUGUGUUUUGGAACUUUUUGACAUUACAAUUUAAUAUGAAAAUCUUCUAGUACACUAACUUUAAACAUGUUUGUUGACCUGCUAUUACAGAAAAUAUUGCUUGUGCUCUCCUAGGCAGAUUGGAGAAAGUAAUAUUUUAUUGUGAUUAUAUUUAUGUAAUAUGUGUUUUAGAGUGGAAGCGGGGGGAUGUUUUAGUGUAAACCAAACCCUAACAUACUGUCUUUUGUUUAGGUCAGAAUUUGUUUGCUUACAAAAGUUUUUUGUUGUUGUUGUUAUUUAAGCUUUCUUUGUAAAUUUAAGCUUCAUUUUAUUGCAAAUGUGCAAUUCAAGCAAUGAUUUUCCCAAAAAUGUUAUUUAGUUGAAAUGUGUCUAAAGAACAUAUUUUUAUUUCUUACUCCAUUUCUAAGACAUCUACGUAGAUGUUUUGAUCCAGACAGAAAUGUAACUGUAUAAGGUGAAGUUAGUAUGACUUAACUGCUUUGCUGAAAUGUCUGCAUAUUCUUAAUUUUAACAGAAUAAAAUUAAAUUAUGACGAC
This is a messenger RNA of Sinocyclocheilus rhinocerous, 2613 nucleotides long. RefSeq names its product protein FAM199X-like. The coding region runs from base 26 to 1228 and encodes 400 amino acids. Lineage: Eukaryota; Metazoa; Chordata; Actinopteri; Cypriniformes; Cyprinidae. The transcript is spliced from 8 exons. The record is from RefSeq and is a predicted model, not a curated record.